AUGGCUGUAUCAUGUGAUAUGGUUCGGGAUCCGGACCACCGAAAGCUCUUUCGCUUUGAGAGGUUCAAUGCUGUGCAAAGUCUAUGCUUUGACGAAGUCUACAACUCGGACCAGAAUCUGGUCAUUUCUGCCCCUUCUGGCUCAGGGAAAACAGUGAGCAGUGGCGUUCAGGUCUUGCUUGAAUUGGCUAUUUUGCGUUUGCUGGAACAAAGUGCAUCUCGAGUUUUGCCUGAGCAACACACGGUCCUUUGCGUGUGUCCUACUAAGGCUCUUUGCUCAGAAAGAGCAAUAGAGCAACUCAGGCUGGCUUGCGACACAUUCGAAACAAGCUUAACCCUCCCAACCGUCAUUGCAGCCACUGACAUCCUCGUCACUACUCGUGAGCGUUACCAGUGCAAUCCAUCAUCGGGUGGGCAGAGUAUGCAGAGCUGCAUGCAGCCGAGAAUCUGGACAUGGCCACACGUUUGCUGGGAUAUCAGAAAAUCCUAUUGUCUUCCGUGGGAGAACAUUAAGGUUUUGUGCACUACCAGUACUUCUGCCCAGGGCAUAAGCCUUCCUGCGAGACUCUGCGUGGUCAAAAGCACGAUUGCAUACAAAGAAGGAAAAUAUAGUGAGUACGACGAAAUCGAGAUGCUGCAGAUGAUAAGAAGGGCGGGGCGCGCUAACAUUGACACAUGCGGGGUGGCAGUCAUCAUGUCACCCCAUGACAGUUACGCAAAAUGGAAUGAGCUGACUUCUGGCCAUCAGCGUAUCUGUUCAAAGCUGCCGGAGGAGUUCGCGGAGCAUUUAGCUACCGAAGUGGCCCUCGGCACGGUACAAAAUUCAGCCGACGCCUCCGCGUGGCUCGACGCAACAUUUUGGGGCGUGCAAGUGCCCUUCGAGAGCAUCCAGGCUGCGCGGGAUUUCAUAACUUUCCAACUGGAUAAACUGAACCUAGAAGCGUUUGAAAAACUACCUGUGGAUGACCUGCUUCGCUCACUAAUGCAGCUCGUGGCGUCUGCAUACGAGUUUGAAGACUUCGCACCGAGACGCGAGCACAAAAAGCCCCUGCGCGAGUCCAGCAACCAUCCCCGAAUGAAAUGGCGUCUUAAGCAUUGUGCCAUUAACGCAAAGGAAAAGGCCUUCGUGCUCAUGCAGGCUGCCAUAUUCGGAAUUCGCAUCGACCAAGUGAUGUGUUUGCAAGAGUGCGCAUUGGCGAGGAACCUUGGUCGCACCUAUUGCUGUGUACAAACGCUUGCAAGAAGCCUCAGGAAACGAAUUGCCUGGGAAACGCCAGAGCAGCUCACGCAGCUUCCAGGCACGGCCAAUGCCUCAUGCGCUCUACUACCAGGACUAAAUUGGCCUAGUCGAGUUGCCCUCGAUUUGCUUGUAACUGAGGCGGCGCACUUUCAGAGUUUGCAGAGGCUUUGUGCCGCUCUGCCGCGCUUCAUUGUGGCCUUGCAUAGCAGGGGGGACCUUGCGAAGAUCAGCCUUUUAUCCUUCAAUUUGCGGAAAGGCCAAGAGGGAGUGUGCGGUGCCUUUGAAGCGCCAGAAAUCUGCUACCAGAUCGUUUGCUAUUCGGAGAAGGGGGAAAUUCAGUUCGUCCGGCGUCUGAUGCCCCCUAGACUCAACAGCCAACUCGAGCUGUUCUUUCGCAUAAAUAAUGCACGACGCAUAGUGUGUCGAGUGGUGGGUGCUACCGCCGUUGCUGUUCUCUCUCCCUUGCUCUGCUUCAGUGCUCCCUCUGUGCCAGAUCUGCCCGGAAUUCGUGGGGUUGGACGUCAAGGAGGAGGUGCUUGUGCAGGAUGUGCAGAUUCAAGAUGCUAUCCACGUGUUUUCGUGCCUGCUGCAGAAGGCUGUACCCCGGCGGCCUCCGCCAGCAAUGCAAGUGCCACGUUUUAUGCGCACUCCGCGGAGAGCGGCAGUCAAGACAGUGGGAGAGGGAUGGAAAAAUUCGCCUUCCCCGACGGCUCCUUGCCCGCAAAGGGGCGGCGCCCAUGCAGAGAGCACGUAGGGGGAGGCACGACCGCUACAAGUAGCGUCUUUGAGCAUAACUGGAGCGAACUCGCAGGCAGUUCCAAACGCAGGAAAAACGCAGCUAAAGGUCGGGAGGCUGCGGGAAAAAGCAACAAUAAAACUCAAAGGAAAGUCCUUCCUCGAUCCUUCGCAAGUCUGCGCGUUACAGCAACAGGGGAGUCCGCAUGCAAGAAGUCAAAGAGGCAUACUGAGAACUGCGUUGCGGCUAUGGCCGAAGCCAACUGA
Molecule: messenger RNA, 2241 nt
Organism: Cyclospora cayetanensis
Lineage: Eukaryota; Apicomplexa; Conoidasida; Eucoccidiorida; Eimeriidae
Exons: 14
Coding region: 1-2241 (746 amino acids)
Molecular function (GO): ATP binding; nucleic acid binding
Source: RefSeq, a predicted model, not a curated record